Molecule: messenger RNA, 546 nt
Organism: Dictyostelium discoideum AX4
Lineage: Eukaryota; Evosea; Eumycetozoa; Dictyosteliales; Dictyosteliaceae
Gene: gtaV
Exons: 3
Coding region: 1-546 (181 amino acids)
Biological process (GO): regulation of DNA-templated transcription
Molecular function (GO): zinc ion binding
Source: RefSeq, a predicted model, not a curated record
AUGAAUAAUAAUAUCCUUGUUUUUGAUCAAGUUUCAAAUUUAAAUGAACCUCCAAAUAUCCUUUUAUUGUCAGAGGAGGAUCAUAGAGUUGCUAAAAAUGCUGAAAUUUUUAUAGAUAAAAUGAUUACCAAUUUAAAAUUUUUAUCAAAUUCAAAUUCAUGUGAUUCAAGUAAAAAAAGGAAAAUGAUUGAACAAAAAACAAAAUGUUCAAAUCCAAGAAAAAAUUGUGGAGCUAAAAAAUUAAAAACAUCACCAUUACCACAACCAAUGACAAAUUUAUCACAUAAUCAUAUGUUUAGUAUUGAUGAAAAACCAAAAAGAGGAAGACCACCAAAACCAAAGCCAUUAUGUUGUCAAAUUUGUUUAACUAAUAAUACUCCAUAUUGGAGAUGGAGUGUAAUUGAAAAUAAUAAAAUUAGAGUUUGCAAUCGUUGUGGACAAAAAAUUUUCAAAUUGGAAAAAUCAAUCAAUGAACAAUUAUUGUUUAGAAUUGAAAUUAUUAAUCUUUUAAACAAAAUAGAUGAUGAAAAACCAAUUGAAAAAUAA